AUGCAGCGUCUCAUCAAGCCCCUGCAGGCAGCACUCACCGAUGGCCCGCAGGCCUCCUCUUCUCCCGCCGCCAGCACCGCCAUGCCUACUCUGUCAACUUUCAACGCCACUAGCGACGUCAACAGUUCCAGGCCGGCUGCCCUGUCUCAACCGGGUGCGUUCCUCAGCUCCGCGCACGACACCGUGAAAAUUCCGGUCACAUUCAACGCUGUGAGCGACACUGAGAACUCCGGGGCGACAGCCGCGUCGCAGCCAGCGUUCGUCGCCGCAAUGUCUACCACGACCAAGUUCCACGCAGUAAGCGACGCCAAGAGCUUCGGACCCUCAGCUGUGUCGCAGCCAGCUCUGCGCCGGGCCACGCAGGCCACCCCUUCCUCCACCUCCUCCUCCGCUCAUGAAUCCCCCGCACCUCCGACCCCAUCACCACCAGGAUCCUACGCUGCUACAGUGAAAGGGUCCUCGGCGUCGGCAUCCCUUUCUUCCGCAACUAUACCCUCUCCGUCCUUGGUUGACGAGAGCCGCUCCUUCGAUCUCCGGCUCACAAUGCUGGAGCGCCACCAGCGCGAGCAACAGCGCAUCUCCCAUGAAUGA
This is a messenger RNA of Dermacentor silvarum, 591 nucleotides long. Its product is annotated as putative protein TPRXL. The transcript is spliced from 2 exons. The coding region runs from base 1 to 591 and encodes 196 amino acids. The record is from RefSeq and is a predicted model, not a curated record. NCBI's taxonomy places the organism in Eukaryota, Metazoa, Arthropoda, Arachnida, Ixodida, Ixodidae.